This is a messenger RNA of Didymella exigua CBS 183.55, 1752 nucleotides long. Its product is annotated as GPI transamidase component GPI16 precursor. The coding region runs from base 1 to 1752 and encodes 583 amino acids. The record is from RefSeq and is a predicted model, not a curated record. Gene Ontology annotation, biological process: attachment of GPI anchor to protein. NCBI's taxonomy places the organism in Eukaryota, Fungi, Ascomycota, Dothideomycetes, Pleosporales, Didymellaceae. Gene Ontology annotation, cellular component: GPI-anchor transamidase complex. The transcript has 2 exons.
AUGCGUUCUUCCGGCCUCCUGUUCGCGCUGAGCGCCUGCACGGCGUUCGCCUCGGCGGCGUCGGACUACCACGAGCAGCUCCUGCUUCGACCUCUCCCGCAGGACACGCUCCUUGCGUCGUUCAACUUCCGCAGCAACGAGAGCCAAGCCUCGUUCGCGCAGCAAAACUUCCGCCAUGUGCCCAGAUCGCUCGGCCAGAUCCUGCAGCAUGCCCACGCGCAGGAGCUGCACCUGCGAUUCAGCGUGGGGCGGUGGGAUGCCGAGAACUGGGGUCGCCGGCCGCACCAGGGGUCCAGAGAAGGAGGAACCGGCGUGGAGCUGUGGGCGUGGAUUGCCGCUGAGAGCGAAGAGCAAGCAUUUGCCCGCUGGCUCACCCUCACCAAUGCGCUGUCUGGCCUCUUCUGCGCCUCCCUGAACUUCAUCGACGCCACCAAGACGAUCCGUCCCGUCAUGGCCUUCUCGCCGGAGGGCCACCAUCGAGACGCGCCAAACCUGCAUCUGCUGCACGGCACCCUGCCCCACGAGGUCGUCUGCACCGAGAACUUGACGCCCUUCCUCAAGCUGCUGCCUUGCAAAGGCAAGGCUGGCAUCUCCAGCCUCCUGGAUGGCCACAAACUGUUUGACGCUUCGUUCCAGACCAUGGCGAUAGACGUGCGUCCCAUCUGUGGCCUCGAAACCGGCGAGUGCUCGUUGGAAAUGGAACAGAGUGUGGACAUGGUCCUGGAUAUUGCUCGAUCGAAGCGCCCUCGCGACAAUCCAAUCCCUCGUCCGCUCCCCAUCGACCAAAUAGAGUGCGACACGUCCAAGGCAUACAAUGCGCACGACACCUGCUUCCCCUUGAACAAGGGAGGGACAGAGCCCGGGUGGACUCUCGAGGAAGUUUUUGGAAGACCUCUGAGGGGUUCAUGUCCUUUGGUCGAGGAUGCUGAAGACGGCAACAGUGUGUGCAUCAACGUACCGCCGGAACGCACCGUACAUGCCAAGUCUGGAGGUGAGUUCAGCGAGAGCAGGCUUGCCUCCGACACCCUUCGCUGCUACAAGCUUCCAGUCGGCGCAGAUUUCGAUCUUGUCUUGCCAGAGCAAAAGAUGACGACCGGACUGGUCCGUUCAGACCCUCCGCUUUUUGCUGCUCGCUCGAUCAACGGCCAUGGUCAGGAGCGUGGCAGCACACAGGCGAUUAUCAGGAACCCCUCGACUACCGAGGCGGUCGAGUUUGUUUACCUGGAGUCGCUACCUUGGUUCAUGAAGCCUUAUCUGCACACACUACGUGCUCACGUCGACACAUCCAGCGAGACUCCCAUCAAGGAGACAUACUACAGACCGGCUUUGGAUAGGCAGCGUGGCACUCAUCUAGAGCUACGCAUGGUCAUUCCACCUGGAUCCACUCUUACACUGACGUACGAGUUCGAGAAGGCUAUCCUCCGCUACACUGAAUACCCGCCCGAUGCCAAUCGAGGCUUCGAUGUCGCGCCGGCUGUCAUUCGUAUCCUUUUGCCUCAGGCCGCAGACAAGAAAGGCAUCUACAUCAGGACGACAUCGCUCCUGUUGCCCCUCCCAACACCUGACUUCAGUAUGCCGUACAACGUCAUCAUCCUCACCAGCACAGUCAUGGCGCUUGGUUUCGGCAAUAUCUUCAACUUGCUGGUUCGCCGCUUUGUGGGCGCCGAUGAGGUUCCUACGGCCGCUGGAGGGCUCAAGGGUAUUCUUCAGGCAAGUAUCGCUGGCAUCAGGGCCAAGCUUGGGACGGCUUAA